This is a messenger RNA of Torulaspora globosa, 1005 nucleotides long. It is a transcript of the gene AIM32, whose product is annotated as Aim32p. Bases 1 to 1005 code for a protein of 334 amino acids. NCBI's taxonomy places the organism in Eukaryota, Fungi, Ascomycota, Saccharomycetes, Saccharomycetales, Saccharomycetaceae. The record is from RefSeq and is a predicted model, not a curated record. The transcript has a single exon.
AUGUCUGUUAAUAAGCUGCAGCAAGGGAUGUUCCGCCGAUAUGGCUUCGCAAUCUGGUCAAAAGCCUGCUAUCAUAGACAGUAUAGAUUUGUUGACGGUGUCUUGGCACCCAACGCAAAUUUUAGGUCGCAAUGUGAAUGCUAUUACGAAGAUAUGAACGCCAGUUUGCCUCAGGAUAAGCAAUUAGACAGUUCAAUUGAGCUGCCAAAACAGGUGCCACUUUAUCAGAAACACUUAUUAGUGAUUUCUCCCCAGGAUAGGAAUCCAGAGAGGUUGGAGUGGAAGACGGCGUGGCAAAGUAGGCUUGAAUUGAACAAUCAAUGGCCAUACUCCGUGAUUUCAAAGUUGAAAGAGCAUUUGAAAGAUUCACAGUCCGGCUCAGGUAUUCUCGUUAAUGCUGUGGCGAUGGUGAGCGGCGAUAUUAAGCCCCUGGAAACGAACAGUGAUCGAAUCGCCCACAUAUUUGUUCUUCCAGACAGCAAGCUUUAUGCCAUCCAUGAGCGACAGAUUGAGGACUUUGCGCAUUUUAUAGGUGGUGGCAGAGUGAACCAAUCAGUCGAUCACAAACCUAGCUUCAAUGACUACUUAAGAGGCGCUGACAACGUUCAGAUCCUACCAGAAGCCGGGAGUUUGCGAGGAUCAGACCCUCAUGAAGACCUAUUUGAUUAUAAAACGAGCAGAAAGGACUGGAUCCUGGUGUGUGGGCACUACCAAAGAGAUCAAAGGUGUGGUCUAAUUGGCCAGGAUUUGAUAAAAGUGAUUGAAGACAGGGGCCUGGGUCGGAACAAGAAUGUUGGGUUGAUUUCGCAUAUCGGCGGUCACAAGUACGCCGGUAACGUUAUCUUAUACAAUAGUUAUCCUUCUAAGGAUAAGCUGGGAAAAUACCUGCUGAACUGCUUGUGGUUCGGAAAAGUCGUGCCUCCAAAUGUUUUAUUACUCUUCGAACAUCUGGAGAACGGCAUGAUACCGAAGGAGUUGUACCGUGGAGGAAUGUCUAUGGACUAA